GGUCUUACCAAAACGUGUUUGACAAAAAGAAAAAAAGUAAAUCCCCAAAUUCUUCAGAUAUUUUUUCCAUUGAAUUUCUCAAACUCAGUAUGUAGGGUUUUUCCUUGAAACCCUAAUUUCUGAUUUUGUAUCCUAACAGACCCCGCUAAUUUUUUAUUUUUAUUUUGAUUUUGUAGUCUGAGAAAACCCCCUAAAUUGUUUGAUCAGAAACCCUUGUUGUAACCCAUUGUUUCUCUGGUCAUCUAAUUGUUGGAUCUGUUCUCAAAUUUGAUCUCCUUCUCUGGGUUUUCGCUGUUGUUGUUGCUGUUGCUGUUGUUGUUUUCAUUUAGUUUCAUUUCUUUGUUCAUAUCUGGUAGGAAUGGUGAGGAAGAAGAAGAAGCCACAAAAGGUUAACGGAGACGGGGAAAGUAAGGAAGAGAGAGACGUGAAAUGCUUGGCAGAGGCAUUUUCGUUAGUCUCAUUGGAAGAAGUAAACUCAGCUUAUAAAGAAGCACAGGGAGAUAGUAACAAAGCUGCUGAGAUAUUAAGUGAUUUGAUGAUGAAUACGGAUAAUGAUUCAUUUAGAGGGGGUGCUUGUUCAAGUUCCACUUCUUCUUCGUUUUUCGAAUCAUCUUCUAACAAUAGUGAAGAGCGUAUGACAAGUUCCAGUUCCAGUUCAUCAGAGAUGUUUUGGGAAUCAGAUAUUCAAAGAACCCAUGAUAGUUCUGGAAUGGGUUUUGUGGACUGUAAGGCAAAGAGGGUUGUAGCUACUGCUGGGACUGUAUCUGGUGUAAUAGGGAAAGAUUACGUUAGGUCAAGUCCAUUGGAUAAGGAAAGGGGAAGAGGGGGAGGAGGAGGAGAACAACACUAUAAUUCUCCUAAAUGGAAAAAUACUUGUAUGGUUAAUGGUGUCAGUGUUGGGAAUGAAGAAGCUGAGCAGUUUUUGUUCUCGAUGCUUGGAGAUGGUUGUGAUCUUAGCAUGGCUGUGGUCAGAGAUGUAUUCUGUCAAUGUGGAUAUGAUGUUGAAAAGAGGUAUCUAUUCUGAACUGCAGUACUUGGACAUGUAUUUGCUCAUACUCUGGGGCAUGCGGUACCAAGUUCCAAAUGAAGUGGCAGGUCAUCUCUUCAAUAUUGAUACUCAUCUUCAUAUUAGCAAUCCAUGCGAUGUUUGCUUUGCUGUGGCUUCCGUGUCAAUGGAUAAUCUUGUUACGUUACUCAGCUUCUGUUGUAAAAGUAGAAUUUCUGCCAGGUUAGUAGUUUUCAGUGCGAGUAUGAGCAACCUUUCAGGUGUUAGUUACUAUCACGACAAUGGAAAUCUUCAAGUUUUGAGUAAGUUGGAUUAUAAUUUCUGAAACUAUUUAAUCGAAGUUGGACUAUAUUUUUGAGGAAGUUGGACUAUGACUAUGGCGUUCAAUGUGACCAUGGGUAUUGUCUUGAACAAGGAGUUGUUAUUUGUAAGAUUUGUCCGUGAAUGAGUCUUUUGCAACAAUACCUGUAUUCGCAUUUGGCGUAAUUCUAUUUACUUAU
Molecule: messenger RNA, 1506 nt
Organism: Papaver somniferum (opium poppy)
Lineage: Eukaryota; Viridiplantae; Streptophyta; Magnoliopsida; Ranunculales; Papaveraceae
Product: SMR domain-containing protein At5g58720-like
Exons: 3
Coding region: 359-1024 (221 amino acids)
Source: RefSeq, a predicted model, not a curated record